AUGCAAGCCGUUGUCUUCAAGGGCCCUCUCAAGGUCGCGCUCGAGCAGCGCCCAAUUCCUACAAUUCAGGACCCGACCGAUGCCAUCGUUAAGGUUCGGUAUACGGCGCUAUGCGGGAGCGAACUCCACGUCUUCCGCGGCCACCAACCCUCCGGCACGGAUUUCAUCAUGGGCCACGAGUUCACCGGCGAGAUCGCCUCGGUCGGCUCGUCCGUCUCGAAAUUCAAGCCCGGCGACAAGGUUGUCUCCCCCUUCACUGUCUCCUGCGGAGACUGCUUCUACUGCUCCCACAACACUUCCUCUCGGUGCGCCAAGUGCCAGCUCUACGGGUCGGUGGUCCUCGACGGCGCGCAGGCGGACUACGUCCGUGUCCCGCUGGCCGACAGCACGCUCGUCUCCGCGCCGGAGAAGAUCGACGAGAAGAAGCUGGUUAUGAUGGCGGAUAUCUUGCCAACGGGAUUCUUCGCGGCUAAGAAUGCAUUCAGCGGGCUUGAUGAGAGCAUUAUCAAGGAAAGCACAGUUAUUCUCUUCGGUUGUGGACCGGUCGGGAUCUUUGCGCUGAUCAGCGCGCUCGAGUACAAGCCCAAGCACCUUAUUGCAAUCGACUCUGUUCCCUCGCGACUGGAGCUGGCAAAGAGCCUCGGUGCCGAGCCGUGGAACUUUGCCACCGACUCUGAGGGCCUCAAGAACCGGGUCAAGGAACUCACGGACGGCCGAGGCGCAGACGUUGCGAUUGAAGUCGUCGGCCACAGUGAUGCGCUGAGAAUGGCGUUUGACAUGAUCCGCCCUUGGGGCAAGAUCUCCAGCGUUGGCGUGCACAACGGGGAGAUCCCUUGGACGGGUAACGAGGCGUAUGGCAAGAAUCUGCAGCUCCAGAUGGGAAGGUGUCCGGUUCGCAGCAUCUUCGAGGAUGCGUUGAAACUUUUGGAAAAGAAGCAGGAUUCGAUCGAGUUCAUGGUGCAGGACAUUCGCCCGCUCUCACAGGCGUUGCAGGCGUACGACGACUUCAACCAGAUGAGGUCGCAGAAGGUUAUUUUCGAGGCGGGGAAAUAG
Messenger RNA from Aspergillus nidulans FGSC A4, 1053 nucleotides. Its product is annotated as alcohol dehydrogenase family protein. Gene Ontology annotation, molecular function: zinc ion binding; oxidoreductase activity. The record is from RefSeq and is a predicted model, not a curated record. The transcript is spliced from 3 exons. The coding region runs from base 1 to 1053 and encodes 350 amino acids. Lineage: Eukaryota; Fungi; Ascomycota; Eurotiomycetes; Eurotiales; Aspergillaceae.